Perognathus longimembris pacificus (Pacific pocket mouse) is the source of this 1015-nucleotide messenger RNA. RefSeq names its product centromere protein A (gene Cenpa). Gene Ontology annotation, molecular function: protein heterodimerization activity; DNA binding; structural constituent of chromatin. Bases 73 to 483 code for a protein of 136 amino acids. Lineage: Eukaryota; Metazoa; Chordata; Mammalia; Rodentia; Heteromyidae. The transcript has 5 exons. Gene Ontology annotation, cellular component: nucleosome. The record is from RefSeq and is a predicted model, not a curated record.
ACUGCGCUCCCCGUCUUCCGGCUGCCGGCCUCGUGUCCCUAGGAGCGGACGCCGGGACCCUCGCGGCCCGCCAUGGGCCCGCGCCGCAAGCCUGAGACCCCGAGGAGGCGCAGCGCGAGCCCGGCCCGGACCCGCAGCGAGAGCAGCACGGCCCGGCGCGGCCCCUCCGGAGGCCCUUCCUUCCAGCGGAGACAUGGCUGGCUUAAAGAGAUCCGGAAGCUGCAGAAGACCACACACCUCUUGUUAAGGAAGCUGCCCUUUGCCCGCGUGGCGAGAGAAAUAUGCAGUAAAUUCACUCGCGGUCUCCACUUCAAUUGGCAAGCACAGGCCCUGUUGGCCCUUCAAGAGGCAGCAGAAGCAUUUCUGGUUCACCUUUUUGAGGACGCCUAUCUCCUCUCUAUACACGCUGGCCGAGUUACUCUCUUCCCCAAGGACGUGCAGCUGGCCCGGAGGAUCCGGGGCAUUCAGGAAGGACUCGGCUGAGCGCCCGUCCCUCUGGAUGAUCCCCUGGGAGCCAUGACUAGAUCAGAGGUGCUGCGGGGACUCUGCUGCCUCUCAGCUGUGUGCAUGUUGCCUGUGAAACUUGCCCCAUGAAGGGGAAGACUGCAGGACUUUCCCCUGAACCAGAGGUGUUAGAGAAGACAAGGCAAGACAGUUCCAACAGCUCGAAAAGUAUGUGCAGCUAGAAGACUCCAAACCAAUAUUACUUUGUGAAUUACUCAUACAACUAUUAAAGAUUUUAAAGACAUGGAUCUGUUGGGGGAGAAGCAUAUUGUUCUUUUAGAUCUCUCUGUACUAUGCCUUUUUUCUUUUACUAUAUGUAUAUUUCUACUUUUAUUUAAAAUAUAAGGGGGAAAAAAACACAAGGAAAAAAAUACUUCAAUCAGUCACAGGGAGAGGCCCAGCAUGCCUUGCGUACAAAUCUUGUGUAUGACUCUUACAGAUUCUUCUCACCAUUUAGUGCCUAUCAGCAAGUGUGUAGCUUUUCAAAACUUAAUUGGAGUUGAAAUUGAAA